AUGAUUAAAAAAGAUUAGAUAUAUAGAAACUUUUUAUGUAGAAAUUGGAGGAUCAGCAAUUAGAUUUAUUGCUUCCAUAUUGUUAUUACACUUUUUAGUGUCAUUAUAUUUGCAAUUAGCAAUUUAAUUUAUAUGUACAUUGUCACAGAAGAAUUAAUGGCUAUUACUUAAGAAAUAUUUGAUAAAGAAACUUAGAAUCAUUUGAAUAUGUUGAGUUAUUUAGAAAGAUCCUCAACUUUAGAUGUCUUUGAAGAUAGUGCAAGAUAGCUUUUAUCGAUUAAUUAGUUGUAUUAGAUGAUAGAUAGUAAUUUCUUUAUUGAAAUGCCUUAGGAUUGCUUAAAUAAUAAGUAAUAUAAUGAUUCAUAUGCAUACUUUUUUUCAUUUUGUUAUGCUUUUUGUAAUUUGACAAAUGGAUUAAAUAUUAGUAAAUAUGAGAAUAUAUUAAAAUUAACAUCGUUAUUAACUGAAACUUUAAGAAUUUUUGAUCUUUAAUUAAUAACUCUGAUGGCGCAUGUAGGAGAAGAAUAGUUUUUUACUUAAAACAGAGGAUACGAAAUUUAGAAUUAUUACCCUCACACUAGAUAAUGGUAUAGAGAUCAUAUGGCACAAAUGGGAACAGGAAAAAAGAUAAUUGUUAGUGAUCCAUAUGUUUCAUGGAUUGAUGUAGUUUUCAUUUCAUAAACAACAAAUUUAUCUCAUGUUUAGUUUGAUGGAUUGAUAGGUCAGGAUUUGGAUUUUUCAAGGAUGCCUAAAAUAUAAACUAAUACAUCACAAUAUUAUUUGGUUGAUGCCAACGGUAAUAUAGUAAUAAGCGAUCUUUAUGCUAAUGGAAUUGCUGUUUUAAUAAAAAUAUAUAAUUAAAGCUUAACAGGUUUUAAUGAAACUGAUUGGAAUAUUUUAAUUAAAUUAGAUUAAAAUAUAUUUUAUUUAUACAAUAGUGUGUAUAAGAAAAAUAUCAUAGUUUUAAGAACGAAAUUGAUUGAAUUAAAUUAUUUCAUAUUUGUGGUGUAUGAUGCAAGUUAAUACUAGAAUUAGUAUAUAGAAAUUUAUAAUAAAUAGAUUGGGUUCUAAAAUUAAUCAAUUUAUUUAAGUUUAAAAUUAUUUGGAACUUUUUUUAUGUUAACAUUAUUGUUUUAGAUUGUGAUCAUUACUUAUAUAAUGAGUGAUCUAAAACAGUUGGAAAUGAUGGCUACUAAAAAAAUUGUAUAUUUUUAUAAGAGCACAGUAGAAUUCACCGAAAAAAGAUUUAGUUCCUCUAUAGCUAGAUUGUAUAAUGCCUACACCAAAUUGAUAAACAAUUUUGAUUCACUUGGUCAAAUACAUAAGAGUGAAUUAUGUUAUAAAAUAUAAUCAUUAGAGUUUCCACAGAAGUAUAGAAUGUUAAAAUGUUUUAUUCCUUCAGAUAAAAUCCCAAGAAAAUAAAAAUAUAAUUUAACUAAAUUACUUUAAUACUUUAUGUAUUUUAAAAAUGAAACCAAUCUUUGA
This is a messenger RNA of Paramecium sonneborni, 1485 nucleotides long. NCBI's taxonomy places the organism in Eukaryota, Ciliophora, Oligohymenophorea, Peniculida, Parameciidae. The record is from the annotation of a GenBank genome assembly.